Molecule: messenger RNA, 864 nt
Organism: Vicia villosa (hairy vetch)
Lineage: Eukaryota; Viridiplantae; Streptophyta; Magnoliopsida; Fabales; Fabaceae
Exons: 2
Coding region: 1-864 (287 amino acids)
Source: RefSeq, a predicted model, not a curated record
AUGCUAAAGGUUGGUAAUUCUUCUUCUUUUCUUAAAGAUCCAUUUCUUGAGAAUUGUUGUUUUAAAGUGGGCAAUGGCUUUAACACACCGUUUUGGGAAGUUUGUUGGUUAAAUGAUGUUUGUUUAUCAGAGGCUUUUCCAGAACUUUUUGAUAUUUCUUUGUUGAAAAAUGUCUCCGUAGCGGUUAUGGGAGGGUGGUGUGAUGGGGUUUGGAAAUGGGGGGAUUUGGGCAUUUCGGAGGUCGAGGCGGUUGAAGCGGGUUUGUUAGCUAAGCUUUUGUCUUUACGGAAUUUUUUGGAAACUUUUGUGGGUUGUAAUUUGGAGAAGGAUUCGGUGAGUUGGAAUAGUGAGUCGGAUAAGAGAUUUACGGUCUCAUCGUGUUACCGUCGGUAUGCUUUCCGGCGAAUUCCUUUUAGUCCCCUAAAUAGGAAUGAUGAAGUGUUGGAAAAGAUUUGGAGGAUGGAGGUUCCUUUCAAAAUUAAAGCGUUUGCAUGGAGACUUUUUGUGAAUAGGCUACCAACCAAAGACCUUUUGAAAGUUAGAGGUAUUGCUUUUCCUACUUCUAAUUUAAAUUGUGUUUUUUGUGGGUUACAUUUGGAGGAUAGAGACCAUAUUUUCUUCAAAUGUAAUGUAAUUAAACUUAUUUGGAAAGAUAUUGGUGAGUGGGUGGAUUAUUCGGGUUGGAAGGAGGAAGAUUGCAUUCCGCUUUUUAUGGAAUGGUAUGCCAUGAGUCGUUUGAGAAGAAUUAAAGAAGUGUGGAAAAUCAAGUUUUUGAUGUGGAGGUGGUCUUCCAUUGGCGAUAUUACCUAUUCCAAUUGUAACUUUUACGAUUUUUGUAAAGACCUGUUGUCUUUUUUAUCGUAA